Sporisorium graminicola is the source of this 1332-nucleotide messenger RNA. RefSeq lists its product as uncharacterized. The coding region runs from base 1 to 1332 and encodes 443 amino acids. Lineage: Eukaryota; Fungi; Basidiomycota; Ustilaginomycetes; Ustilaginales; Ustilaginaceae. The transcript has a single exon. The record is from RefSeq and is a predicted model, not a curated record. Gene Ontology annotation, cellular component: membrane.
AUGAGCUCCUUCUCCAACGCAGGAAUCGUCGGAGCAAUGCGGGACCUGAUGCCGACGCCUUCUGCUUCCAUAGCCACGCUCGUGUCCGACCCGGUGCUGUCGCCUACGUCCAGCCCCAUCAUCGGCACCCCGGAAGUCGACGGAGACAACUGCAAGCUCAUGGGUCCAUUUGCGCUCUUCGUGCAGGCUAUCAUGGGCAUCCUCGUCAUCGGUUCGCUCGUGUACAAGCGACAGCGCGAAAAGCCAAAACGCAAGUGGAAGAUCUGGGCGCUCGACGUUUCUAAGCAGCUCCUCGGCCAGCUGUUUGUCCACAUCCUCAACGUUAUCCUUUCCGACUUUGUUGCCAGCGGCGGAGGCGAGAAUCCAUGCUCGCUCUACUUUCUCAACAUUCUCGUCGAUACUACCGUGGGCGUGUUCUUCAUCUACAUUGCUCUCAAGUGGGUGACCCACAUCCUCACAGAACGCUUCAACCUCGAAGGCUUCGUAUCCGGCCAAUAUACACCGCCGCUUCCCACCGUCGUCUCUACGUCUGCAAGCCCGGGCUCGUCCGUCCAGUCCGGUACAUCGCGCAGGUCGUUCCGCAGAGGCAGGCCGAGGCUGGAAUACUGGUUCAAGCAGCUCGCCUCGUACCUCUUUGUGCUUCUGCUCAUGAAGAUGGCCGUCCUCAUCCUCUUUGCUCUGUUUCCUUUCCUGUUUGACGUCGGAUCGUGGAUCUUGAGCUUCUUUGGUAGCCACAAGGACGUCCAGGUACUCUUCUCCAUGGCCCUCUUCCCGCUCGCCAUGAACAUCAUGCAAUUCUGGCUCAUCGAUUCUUUGCUCAGGCACAACCCAUACACCUCGGCCUAUUCCAAGAUCAACCCGGACGAUGAAAGCUUCCUCAACAGCUCCGACCGCAUCUCGCAGGAUUCCCGCUUCUCCGAAUCGGGGCCUUCGUUGGAAACUGGAGGCCGCGUUCAUUCGAUAGGCGAGGCCAGCGAUGACGAGGGAGACGCCGCAGCAGACAAGCGACACAUUCAACCGCAUGCUUCCGGCUCAACCUCCAAAACGAGACGCAGACCUGUUUCGCCAUCAACGACUGCCGCAGAUCAGCCGUACAACUACCCUCCACCUACAGAUCUGUACGGCUCGGUGCACAAGUCGCCACCGUUGCGGCCGUCGUCUAGACCCACGGAUGAGAUGCGACGUCAAGCCAGCUUGACGCUUUCAGAUACUGCCUCGGAUGAAGAGACGGAUGGUCAGGGGAUCGAGCAGGCCAUGUCGUCUAGCAAAGCGUCGCUACAACGGCCCGAGUCGCAUCACCUUGCGCGUGUUUCGGAUAGCAGCAAGCACUAG